This is a messenger RNA of Ostertagia ostertagi, 708 nucleotides long. NCBI's taxonomy places the organism in Eukaryota, Metazoa, Nematoda, Chromadorea, Rhabditida, Trichostrongylidae. The record is from the annotation of a GenBank genome assembly.
AUGUUCCAGCAGUUCGUCUCCUUAUUGCCAACGAUGGUGCCGACAGCGCUGUUCAGUUCAUUUGGCGAGGAUGACUACAACCAGGACGAUAGCGGAGAUGAUUCGGAUAGCGAGGAACAAAGCGAGGCCAAAGAAGAGCCACCAGCUGUCGAAGAGAAGAAAGACGUGGCCGAGCUGAUCACCGAGUUGAUUGAUCCACGCGACAGUGACUGCGACAUGGACAGUGCUGCCCUCCACGAACAAGCCGAAUUGGCUGCCAGCCUUCAGCAAACGCUAAAAGAGGCACUGAAAGCCGCCGGAAACACACGUCUGAUGCAACAGAAACGACGACAAGCCAGCCCACCACAGCCGCCGCCUGCGUCGCAGGCCGCCACGGCGAAUGCGAACGCCUUUCUGGCGCCGUUUCUCCUCUCAGGUCUUACCGCAAAUACCUCCGCUAAUGGCACGAUAUUUCAACUACCGCAAGGUUGUGUGUACACGAAUUCGUCAAAUGGCUCGGAAGGAGGAGCCACUGCUAAUAGCUUGUUGAUCAAUACGGCAAAAGGCGACGAACCUGGUUCGCAAAAUCCGCUCCUGUCGUUCCCAUUUCAAUUCAAUUUCCAGCAGUUAAUGGAAUCGGCUGCGUUGGGUGCUCAAGAUCACCAACACCGAGUAAGAAGAUGCUAUAUGAAGAUCACACUCCGUCUCUUUCAUUGUGUUAUGAUAUAG